UUUGCAUGCCAAAUGUGUCCAUCUCUUUCCCUUUUCCUCCAAAACACCUCUUCCAACCUCACCGGUUUCAGUGUGUCACCGUUCCCUGCUAUUAAUGCAGGCGGUGAAGCAUCAAGAAUGGACCAUCAAGGUUCAUGCCAAGGCCAAGUACUUCCAUUUCCAGAUCAGAGGCUCAAGAUUUCUACCCAAUUGGAGAUUCUCCUUUCAUCUUAAGCUCCGGAAACUAAUCUUGAAGAUCGAAUCAAAAGUUGAACCUGAAUCAGGGCAGAAGCGAAGAAGGAACUCGAUAAAAUCAAAAUUCCUCCGGUUUCUUGGUGCUUUUGGGAUGAAGAAACUUGCUUUUCUGAAUAAGAAAUCGAAAUCUGGUUUUCCAGGGAGACGGCAAGGCCGGUUUAUUUCUCAGGUUGUAGCUUCAAGGUUUUCUCAAUAUAUGGUGUGGAAUAAACUAAAUGGACUCCUCCUUUUACUUUUGCCACCCUUCUUUCUAUACAUGGUAAGAUCAAGUGACCUUGUCAAUUUCUUAAUCCUUCUAAUUGAAGCCUUGGGGAGCUCAGCAGAACAUUCCUAAGAUUAUAACUUGAGAACACCUAGCUUCUUACAGCUUAGAAGCUUAAUUUAAAAUGUGAUAGUUUUGUUGAACCAAGUGUAUUCAUGAAUUUAAUAUAUAGAUUCAAGUGUGA
This is a messenger RNA of Telopea speciosissima, 680 nucleotides long. RefSeq lists its product as uncharacterized. The transcript is spliced from 2 exons. The coding region runs from base 95 to 568 and encodes 157 amino acids. The record is from RefSeq and is a predicted model, not a curated record. NCBI's taxonomy places the organism in Eukaryota, Viridiplantae, Streptophyta, Magnoliopsida, Proteales, Proteaceae.